This is a messenger RNA of Seriola dumerili (greater amberjack), 4257 nucleotides long. It is a transcript of the gene nectin4a, whose product is annotated as nectin-4-like. The record is from RefSeq and is a predicted model, not a curated record. Bases 325 to 2169 code for a protein of 614 amino acids. Gene Ontology annotation, biological process: heterophilic cell-cell adhesion; homophilic cell-cell adhesion. Gene Ontology annotation, cellular component: adherens junction. Lineage: Eukaryota; Metazoa; Chordata; Actinopteri; Carangiformes; Carangidae. The transcript is spliced from 11 exons.
CCAAACAGGUAAAGCUGCGCCUUCUUUCUCUAAAGGACAAACAUUAUGGCGUGUGCUUAACAAACUGAGGAUUUACAUUUUUCAUGAGGACUUGGUGAAGAUUAAUAUAGAUACUUUUUUUUUUGCCCAGAACGGGACUUUGGAGAGGAUCUGGUCCCAGAAAAACACCCUCACCAAGGAUGAUCCGGCAGCAGGAGGCAUGAGUCCGCCUCAGUGCUUCAUGCAUGCCUGUCAUCUAGGAUAUUAUUACCUGGACUGAUGAGCUUUAUCCCAGCGCUGAAAUUGUCCCAACUUGUGCUCAGUUAACAGUAACUCCCGGGGAGAAUGACAUCUCUGCUGAACAGACUCUCCCUGUGUCUCUUUGUCCUCCGGAUCUUUGUUACAGUGAUACAUGGAGAGUUUAUGGGGCUCCCUCCAAAUGGUUCCCUACGCUCCUUGGCAGAAGAGGAGACCGUGUUGCCCUGUCGCUACCAGCCAAGUGAGAGCGGUGUGGUGGUGGUGCAGGUCACGUGGUAUAAGGAGACAGAGCAGAUCAUCACCGCACACCACAUUAACGGACAGACAGCAUUUGGGACGUGGUCUCGACGUGUGCGCUUUAGAAGCAGCGAACCCACAGUGGACUCAUCUCUGGUUAUCAUGAGCACGGACAUCUCUGAUGAGGGGAAGUAUAUCUGCCGCAUCAGCACCUUCCCCUCUGGCAACUUUGACAGUGAGAUGUCACUCAUCGUAUGGACCGUUCCCAUCUCCUCCAUCGACCCUGUGAUUCUGGUGGAGGGACAGUCCUACCGACAGGCCGCUUCCUGCCGCUCCAUAGGCCGCCCACCCCCCCGCCUCACCUGGGACACCGACCUGAAUGGCCAGUUCACCAGCCGCUCCUCCGACAAUGGGGCUGUCUCCACGCAGUACUCCCUGCACCCCCUGAGGAGCAUGAACGGCAAGAAGCUGGACUGUCUGGUGUGGCAUGAGACAUCGUCCACCCCCCGCAGGCUCAGCAACCGCCUGGUCGUGCACUUCCCUCCGCAUGCAGAGGUGUCUGGCUACAAUGAAGACUGGUCCAUUGGUAUGGAGAACGCUGCCCUGAGGUGUCUGAGUGGAGGAAACCCCAAACCACAGAGUUUCACCUGGAUCAGAAAAGGUGGACAGCUGCCAGAAGGUGUGAUCGCCCACCCUAACGGAACACUAGCUUUUGGGCGACCCCUAAACUCAACAGAUAAAGGCAUCUACGAGUGUGAGGCGAAGAACGAGGUGGGAGUAGGCAAGGCGGAGGUGGAGAUUGUCGUGACAGACUCUUUGGGGGACCACGACGUGCCCGAAAACAUGCUGAUGCUCAUCGUGUUGGUCGUGUCUGUCGGGCUGCUGAUCUUGAUGAUCGUCAUCGUCAUCACAGUCACGUGCCACCACAAGCGCAAGAACCUGAAGCUGGAGAAGGAGCUGACUGAGAGGAAGGAGGAAAUAACUACUCUCUCCAGGCAAGCCUCUUUCAGGAGAAUGAACUCUGUCAGCACAGAUACCAGAGGAGCGACAGAGGAAAACAUCCCUCUGAGGGUGGAGGGAACCCUGAGGACCAGCCUGUCUUCCCUCGGGGAGCAGACUCACUGCCGUGACAGCCGAUCUACUAUCUCAGGUGGGCGUGGAGGAGGAGGGGGAGCUUUUGACUACCUGGGAAGACCAGUCCUGCACAACAACUCGAGGAGGGGGAGAGAAAGGCUUCUGGAUAGAGAUGAGGAUACCCGACUCAGAGUGGAGACAUAUGUGAGAAACAGCACUAUGUCUUUACAGGAAACCCGUUUCCACCCUCCUCUCACGCCAUCGGCUUUCCCCAUGGUGCAGUCCACUGAGGUUGUGAGACAGCUAAACGGCAGCGCCUCUAUCCCGACAGACGGGGGCUCGCGGCCAGGAAGCGUGGCCAAAAAUCACCAGCACCCUCCCAUGAGCUGCAACUACCCACCAGUGACAGACGAUGAGGAUGAAGUGGAUGAAGGUUUGGGGGGUCCUGCCAGCCAGGAGCAUCCCGAUGACCAAUACAGCGAGACUAACAGCUCCCAGGUGUCCGAGGCUCACAGUACACGCUAUCAGCAGACUAAUGGCACGCUGAGGCCCAAACCCCGACCGAGCCCCACUAUGAUCAGCCCCCACGCCUCCCUGAUCCACAAGGCUCAGAUAGUUUAGCAGGAAACAUAACACGUGAAACCGCAGAACUGACUAGCUCUGGUCCUGGAGGUGGUUAAAACCCAGAAAACCAGUUUGUGGUUCCUUAUGAAAAAUCUGCACCUCGACUACAAUGAUGCGUCUUCUUUAUUGUGUGGGAACACGGUGCAAGACAACAAAGUCCUUCAGGAAAAAAAAUAUCUACAUCUGCUGCACAUUUCUGGAUUUCUGAUCAGCAGUGUUGUUGUGUUUACUGGCACAAUCAAAGACAAGGUCGCAAUAUUUCCAGCGCAGCUACUACAGCUUUGAUCGCACACAAUAUUCCUUGCUCAUCUUUCACAAAUACACUAUCUGCCGCGCUAACAAGCUGUAACUAACAGGUCAAUGCCACUGACAUACCUCCUGUGCGGGAUGUCGCAAACACUCAAGGGCACAUACAGUAUGAAAUCAGGAAAUGCAGGUGAUGGCUGUGGGAAAGUUGGUACAUCAGAGAAGUAGAUUGCAACACCUCAGUGCUGAGGGUGGAUACUUUUUUUUUUCUUUUUUUUUUUUUUUUUUUGCUUCAGUGGUAUUCAGGACCUGUGCCUGUGUUGAAUUCUCUUACACAACACGGCUCGGGAUCUGAUCUAAACCAUGGGGCUGUUGCUCUCUUGCCACACCUGCACCAUGCAUACCUCCAUAUUGUCUUACUGUUCUUGUGCCUCUGCCUUAAGCACUGAGACAGUUGGGAUCAGAUAAAGACUUCAUACGACCAAAACAUACCUAAUGUGUUCUCUGUAGUGAUUUGUAAAUCUGCACAAAUACACAAAUGAUUUUUUUCUAAACUUUUUGAAAUGAUUUUUUCUAACACUUAAAUUCAAGUAAGUAAAUUAACAUAUCAACACAUUCAAUAUAUCUACCCUCUUGUUUCCGCAUGUCCCCAAUUCCUCACCACCCUCAGAUCUGCACCUGCAUUCACACAUACACCUAAAGUAGAUAAAUAAUGAAUAUACCCUGCUGCUGUGUUGCAAGAAUAAAAACUGAAACACUGUUUUACAUGUUAAAUAUGUACAUACAACAUGUAGCUUCAUGAAAGCUGGAAAAGCCAAAUAUUUGUAAAAUACAUUCUAGUGAGUGUUUUUUUUUUUUUAUUAUACAUCACUGUAUUGCUUGUAAUGGCUUCUUGUAUAAUCUGUACUCACUGGAGACCAUGGAAACAACAUACUCAGUAAGUCAUUACAACUGUGGACAGACCCUAUCUGUACCUUGUAAAGUUUCUUCUUCGACAUCCAAUGAUGACAGGACGAUGCCCCUCCAGGAUUGAUUUGUCAUUAACUCUAACAGUUACAGUUUUGGUACUGGUACUGGUACUGUUACAGUUUUAUUUUUUUUUUGUGUUUAUGUGUUCUGAAUAUUACUGGGUUCUGUUACAGCCCUGAUACGGGAAUUAAUGUGCCAAAGGGAUAAUACAAUAAUAAUAAUAAUAAUAACAACAAUAAUAAUAAUGAUAAUAAUAAUAAUAAUUGCUUUUUUGGCAAAUAUGAAGUAUUAUUUUAUUACACAUUGGUAUUGUGUUUCUAUAAAUACAGCUUUAUCCUAGAUGAAUGUCGGAAGUUAGAAAUGUCAGGUUAAAAGUCUGCUGUGGCAAAAGCAAUGUGCCAUAUUAUCUGCUAGAACCCAACAGGUAAGAGCAGCAGACAAAUGGUAUUAUGUUCAAUGCAGACUGUAUUUGUUGCAGACAGUGCCCCCUGAUGUGUACUGCUGGAAAGUGCAGGGACUUGAAUGAGCCUACAAACUGCAAAACUACUGAACUAUGAAAGACUCUGCAUUCCACUGUGACUUUGGAAAAUGAUCUUCCUGGUGACGUGCCUGGAUUUUCAUUUAUUUUGAGGGCUACGUAUUGGUAUCAGCUUGUAUUGAUUGGUUUGAAAUAAAUGUGCAUGUUCUUUUUUAAAAGUACACUGAAACUUAAAUGCUAACACAGGCUUUUCGAUAAAUACUAUUUUCUUGAUCAUCCAAAUAUGGGGGGUUUACACUGAUACUUAUUCUUAUGUGCUUAGAAAUUGAGUCGAAUCCCUACACACUACACCAAUUAGUGUGUCAAUUAGUUAUUAUUAUGUAUUCAAUUAG